UUGCCGGGAGGAAGGCGAGGCGGCGCGGCAUGGCUGCGGCGGAGGCUCCCCGGGUGCUGGUCUACGGCGGGCGGGGCGCGCUGGGCUCCCGCUGCGUGCAAGCCUUCCGGGCCAAGGACUGGUGGGUGGCCAGCAUUGAUUUAGUGGAAAACGAGGAGGCCUGUGCCAACGUCCUUGUGAAAAUGAGUGACUCGUUUGUGCAACAAGCGGAUCAGGUGACAGAAGAUGUCGGGAAACUGUUGGGAGAAAAGAAGGUGGACGCGAUCCUUUGCGUCGCUGGUGGAUGGGCCGGAGGCAGCGUUAAAGCCAAAUCCUUGUACAAAAACAGCGACCUGAUGUGGAAACAGAGCGUCUGGACCUCCACCAUCUCCAGCCACUUGGCGACGAAACACCUGAAGGACGGCGGCCUGUUGACCCUGACGGGGGCAAAAGCAGCCUUAGCUGGGACUCCGGGAAUGAUUGGCUACGGCAUGGCCAAAGCAGCCGUCCACCAGCUGUGCCAGAGUCUAUCCGGCGCCAACAGCGGCCUCCCACCGGGGUCUGCGGCCGUGGCCGUUCUCCCGGUUACCUUGGAUACCCCAAUGAACAGGAAAUCCAUGCCGGAGGCAGACUUCAGUUCCUGGACACCGUUAGAUUUCCUUGUGGACACUUUUUUUGACUGGGUCACUGGGAAGAACCGGCCGGGCUCAGGGAGUCUGAUCCAGGUUGUAACCACAGGAGGAAAGACGGCGCUGACGGCAGCAAAUCUCUGAACUGGAGGCGUUCCCAUUUCUGCAGACAACAGUUGUUGCGAGUCUUAGUGAGUGUGUGUCUGUGUGUGUCGUCUGUGGUCAUCACUUUCUGCCAAUUAAAAGAGCUCUCUCGGGGAGCGAGACCCGAAGUCCUGUUUCUGUUGCUAGCCAUGAGCCAGUCGCACUGAAUUACCAAAGAGCACAGUGUGUCUUGCAUUUAAAUCAGUAUGGCAAAUUUCAUGUCUUGCUAAUGGCCAAUGUGGUGCAGUGGUUACAGUUUUCGACUAGGACCUGGAGCAGUCAAGUCUGAAUCCUCACUCUGUGACAUGGAAGCUUGCUUGGGUGGCCUUGGGCCUGUCCCAAUCUCUCUAACCUACCAAGCCAGUGUGGUAUAGUGGUUAAGAGCGGCGGACUCUAAUCUGGAGAGCCGGGUUCGAUUCCCCACUCCUCCUCCACAUGAAGCCAGCUGGGUGACCUUGGGUCAGUCACAGUUCUCUCAGCCAAAAAAAAAACACCUACCUUGCUGCAAAAAGAGCUGUAGCUUCAGGCUGCCAGACCAUCUUCAGAUCUCCUGGCGAUGCUACACCCACUGCCAGACAAUAAUUAUUAUUAAUUAUUUGUCUAACCUGCCUUACAAGGUUGUUGUGGUGAAGAAAAGGUGGGGGAGGGGAGAAUGACGUGGUAAGCAGCUUUGGGUCCCAAUUGGGGAAAUCAGGGUAUAAAUAAAAUAACUUUGCAGCAUUUGCUGAGGCUUAAGAAAUUAAAUAGUGGUACUAGUGGGUGAAAAAUUGGUAGGGGGAAAUUACUCUUAGCCUUAAGAAAUUAAAUAGUGGUACGAGUGGGUGAAAAUUGUGCUUUGACUGUAUGACGUACAUUCAUGUGUCUGAUCUGCCAUUUGGGAGAAUUCCCCCCCCUGCAAUAUUUUUGUGACUUUUCAAGCAGAUGGUUCUUUUGUUUGUUGCUGUUAAUAAAUAUCAACCAUAAAUGAGACCAACUGGAAUUAUACCCCCCUCCCUGCUGAGUGCUCUUUGCUGUCUCAAGAAGCUCCAAAGAAGACUCCAAGGCAAGGCAUGUUGCUGUUUCUGAUCCUUAACAAUGCCCCUUCAAACUGCAGCUGGGGCAGAGGAGGGUUGAAAGGCUCCCCCAUUUCCCCGCUUAACUUGUCUUUAUAGAUAUGUAUGUAUGUGUGUGGA
Messenger RNA from Gekko japonicus, 1924 nucleotides. RefSeq names its product quinoid dihydropteridine reductase (gene QDPR). NCBI's taxonomy places the organism in Eukaryota, Metazoa, Chordata, Lepidosauria, Squamata, Gekkonidae. The transcript is spliced from 7 exons. Gene Ontology annotation, biological process: L-phenylalanine catabolic process; tetrahydrobiopterin biosynthetic process. The record is from RefSeq and is a predicted model, not a curated record. Gene Ontology annotation, cellular component: cytoplasm. Gene Ontology annotation, molecular function: NADH binding; NADPH binding; 6,7-dihydropteridine reductase activity. The coding region runs from base 30 to 752 and encodes 240 amino acids.